Molecule: messenger RNA, 6493 nt
Organism: Chilo suppressalis (striped riceborer)
Lineage: Eukaryota; Metazoa; Arthropoda; Insecta; Lepidoptera; Crambidae
Source: the annotation of a GenBank genome assembly
GCUUAACAUUGUUUUUCUUUAUACUAUCCAUUUUUACAAAAGUCAAAAAAUAUCUGCCAAGUUGGCCGGUAAAAUCUGGUAUAAAGUCUGCAAUAAGUAAGAUGAUCCACUCUACGCAGUAUUUGAUUGUCAUUUUUGGUUCUUCUUGUAUAUAUGCUCCUCUUAAAAAUAGCACAUCUAUCAGCCCCUUCCUUUGAAAAAUACUUUGUUUUCUGUAGAUUUUUCUUGAAACGGUUUAUUUGUAUCUCUUGAAUCUAGUUAUAGGUUAGUUAUAGUUAUAGGCUAUUAGUUUCGACUUCUUCGGACCAAAAAUAUGGUGAACUCUGCCUACGUUGUUUUCUGUCUUGAGAAGCGAGGUGGCUGCUGUUUCUUUGUUCCGUGUAUAAUGGCUUUUGUUUUCACUAUUUAAGCGUAUGGUAAUAAGUCGGUUUGUGGUGAUUUAGCAGGUUGUUGGUGAGUGGUCAGUGAAUAAUAUAUAUUGGUAUCCGUCACUUGUUGUUCUGGUUCAUCGAAGAGUCCAAUAUCGGAGUUGUGUGAUGGUACAUAAAUUUCCAGAAUUUUUCUGAUGUUCGUGACAGUCUUAUUGGCGCUCGGCUUGGCAGCGUCGUUGUGGCUGCGCUGGCGACACCAACACAGAGGCCUUCUCAAGGCAGCUCAGCAGUUUCCUGGUCCGAAGACGCUACCAGGCCUUGGGAAUGCUAUGACGUUCAUUUGCACACCUGAAGAAAUGGUCAAACAAAUUAAAAGCUUAUUCGUCAACUAUGGGGACAUCGUGAGAUUCUGGCUGGGGCCCGAUCUUAAUAUUGUCGUUGCCUGCCCUGAUGAGCUCAAGAUUCUCUUGUCUAACUCUAAAAUGAGUGUUAAAGGGCCGCAGUAUAAGUACAUGGCCGAUGUAAUCGGUGGAGGAAUUUUGAGUGGUUCAGGCCCUGAGUGGAGAAAGCACCGUAAAAUCGCGAACCCCAACUACGGCAAGCGCGCUAUCGAGAGCUACACACAUGUAUUCAACCACGAAGUCAGCCUACUGAUGGAGGAACUGAGGAAAAAGCCUCAUGACCAGCAGUUCGAUAUAUACAAGGACAUCGUCAAUACCACCAGCUACUCAGUAUGCCGUAGCCUCAUGGGUUUAACUAAGGAACAAACUAUGAAUAUAACUGGCAUACAAGAAAUUAUUGAAGAAACUCCAAGUAUCUACGAAAUAGUUUUUGAUAGAAUGACGAAAUGGUACCUUCAGAUAGAUCCGGUAUUUUGGCUGACGAGUCAAUAUCAAUUCCAAAGACGAUUUAAUAAACUCAUAACUAACUUCAGCAAAGAUAUCUUGAAACACAGAAGGGAACACCUCAAAAAUAUCGGGGAGGACUUCAAAUUGGAACAUAUGGAGAUGAAAGAGGAUGGCAUGCUCAGUGUCAUAGAUAGAUUUAUAUUGUCUGGUGAGCUCGAUGAACCGACAUUGGAAAAAGAGACAUUUACUAUAUUCACAUCUAGUCAAGAAGCUUCAGCGAAGAUCGCAUCGUAUUUACUUCUAAUGAUGGCGUACCAUCCACAUUGUCAGGAGAAAUUAUACAAUGAAAUAAAGGGUGUUUUGGGUGAUUCCGACCGUGACGUCACCGAUGAUGAUUUGAAGAGGAUGCCUUACUUGGAGAUGGCGUUUAAGGAGAUAGUGCGGCUGUUCCCGAUCGGCGCUAUGUUGCAGAGGACGGUGACAGAAGAUAUUGCUAUACGAUCAGGCUACCUCCCAGCCGGCAGCUCGAUGACCAUCUCCAUAUUCCACUUACACCGCGACCCGAGGUUCUGGGAAAACCCGGACGCUUUCGACCCCGAGAGGUUCAACCCGGAGAACACUGAGCGGCGGCAUCACAAUGCGUACAUUCCAUUCAGUUUGGGACCAAUGGAUUGUUUGGGCAGGUACUUCGGCAUUAAACUAGUGAAGACGAUAUGCGCAAGGAUAUUGAGAGAGUUCGAGGUGACGUCACAGAGCUCGUACGAAGACCUGCGCGUGACCAUAUGCAUCUCAGUGGUGACCCUCGGCGGAUAUCCCGUCAUAUUGAAGAAACGAAAUAGUACUAAGUAGUUUAUUUUUAUUUAAGGCACAAAUAUACUAUAUUUGUGUGUGGAACAGCGUUCUCACUCUAACCGUACUAAAUGUAUGAAACCGAUAGCUCUCUGACGUGCCACAACACAAGACGACAGAAUUGUAUGUGUAGUUCUGCCAUUGCUUUAUUUAAAACCACGAUACUAGUUAUACUUUUAAAAUCAUUAAAAAGGAAGGACUGAUUAGAUAUUCAAGAAUGUAUCGUUUCUUUUUGUUUGUGAAAAGAUGUGAAAUUACCUGUUUUUUGAUAACAGAUAAAAGAACUAUUUACUGAAAAAUUACUAUUUAUUACAGUAAAUUUGUAUAUUCGAGGAAACGCAAAUGCGAUGUAACCUAAUUCUAUGUUUUGUUAAGUAUUGAAAAAAAAGUUCUGCGAUUCGUUUUAUGGGUAAUGAAAAUCGUUGAAAGUAAUUACGAUAAAAUGAUGGAUUCCCAAAAAUUGAAGUUCCAACUUUCAAGCCUUUUUUGAGUAACUUUAAUUAAUUACAGAAAGCUUAGUUAUUUUUUUUAUUAAAACAACAUUCAAGACAAUUAUGUCACAAAAAAAGACUACCAAAUACCUACUACAAACAAAAGAUAUGAAUUUUUGAAACCUCGCUGGCAGAAAUCAUUAAGAAUACACAAAAAAAAAUAUACCUCGAAAACUAAGAAAAGUCGCGGAACAUACAUAGGGUAUUUUUGGAUACACCCAGGCGAGAGGAAUCUAAAAAAAAUGUUGACGUCACUAAUUGGAUCACUCUGUAUAGAUAUAAACUUUUUCGAUCUCUCUGGUCUACUACUGGUACUUCCAUCAAUCAGGUUGCUACCAGCCUAGUAGGUAUUGCAAAUGGUGCAAUCAUAGCAAUUAUUUUCCAAAUAUAUUUUUUCAAUCUAUAAACGAAAUAAGAAUAAGUAUGUAUAAAUUAGCAAAUAACGAAUCACUAUUUACCAAAAAUUCUAAGUAUUUUUUACAAAUAUAAUCAAAUAAACAUUUUACUUAGUUUGUUUUUUAAUCUUUUUCAUCAAUUAAAUAUUAUUAUCCUAACUAUCUUCUUAUAAUAAUAUUAUAAUGAGGCAAGAGUUGUAUUUUUGUAACAAAUAAUCUCUCAAACUACUAAAUCGAUUUCGAAAAUUCAUUUACCAUAAGGUAUUAUUUUUUAUUUUAUUUUCAAGCAUUAAUUUCAAUAUCGUUAAUUAAUCUGCUCGAUAUUAUAAAUCUAAAGAAAAUAUAAACUUGAAAAAAAUCCGCUUUAACAAUUUCUCCGAGAGGAAAUUUUUCUAGUAUUUUUUUUCUUUAUAACUACAUUACAUUUCAUCUCCUACACCUUUACUGGUUGACUGGUAGAGAAUGCCUAUGGCAUUAAGUCCGCCAUUUACUGUUUUUAUGGUAAUAAAGAAUAAAUAAAUAAAUUAUAUGAUGUAGGUGACAUAGGCUAUGUUUUGUUAGUAUAUUUGUUACUUUUUCGCGCCCUAAUAAAUAAGACUCCGCCGGCGAGCGAUUACACAACAGUAAACAAUGGGUAGUACGUUCAUUAGCUAUAAUUGUAAAAAUAUUAAAAGGAGCGCGGAGUGCGUGAGAAAGCUAUGUAAGUCAGCCGAUAUUAUAGCUCUUCAAGAGACGUGGCUAUAUCAGCAUGAUCUAUCGAUGCUUGGCCAGAUUGAUACAGACUUUAGUUAUACGGCCAAAUCCUCCACGGACCCAUCGGUGGGCAUGCUGCGGGGAAGGCCCUAUGGCGGUGUGGCCCUGUUGUGGCGGAAGAACGUUUUUCAGAGCGUCUCUGUAGUGAAGUGUACUAGUGAUCGCGUAGUGUGUAUUAAAGCGAACAUAGGUGCUAACCGUGAAAUAUUAAUAUUUAGCGUCUAUAUGCCUACGGACAAAUCGGUUAAUCUCCCUGAAUUUACUGAAUGUUUGGGCGAAUUAAAUGCAGUAAUACGUGACUGUGAUAUAGAUGUCGUUUACAUGUUGGGGGACUUUAAUGCUCACCUGACGGCUGAUUUUGGUAACGAACUUGUGAACUUCUGUGACGAAAAUGAGUGGAUUAUCGCAAAUAUACUCAAGUUGGGCAUUUCCUUAAAUACAUAUAAUUUUGUAGAUGAGUCAAAUAAGUGUAGGGGAAGGUGGUUGGACCACUGCUUGGUUACUAAGGCCGCAGGGUCGUCAGUGGUGAGUAUUAAAGUUCACAAUGAUAUUUAUUGGUCUGAUCAUUUCCCUCUUGAACUGAACUGUUACUUGAAUAUAAUUAAACCUAAAUUAGUGUCUAAUAACAAUGUAAAUAGUCGUAUUGUAUGGGGAUUAAGGGACACGGAAGAAAUAAAUAAAUAUUAUAAAGUUUGUAAUGAUAGACUAAGAGACAUUAAUUUCCCUGGCGAAUUUCAUCAAUGUGCCGAUUCGAUGUGUAAUAUAGAGCAUAGAUUUGUUAUUGAUCGGUUUUAUCAUUCUAUUGUUAACAUUUUAUGUCAGACAUAGAUGGAAAGUCGCAAUAACUCGGCAAAAAGUAAGAAUUGUUUAUGGAUGGAAUAAGCAUGUUAAGGAUGCGCAUAGGCGGGCUAGGCUUGAUUUUCAAAUAUACUUGUAUUACGGCAAGCCGAGCGAGGGACCCAUAUAUGAAAAAAUGAGAGAAAGCCGCAGGAUAUUCAAGUCUCGUCUAAAAUUCUGCCAGAAUAACCAAGAGCAGAUUAAAAUGGAUAUCCUUGCUUCACAACAUUCGGCUAAAAAGUUCAAUAAAUUUUGGAAGGGUACCUAAAAAACCUUAAUGGUAGGGUUAGCCUGCCUGUGAGCAUAGAUGGUGUGAGUGAGCCUACAUCCAUAGCAAAUAUUUAUAAGGAUAGUUUUCGUGUGAAGUCCGGCCUGCCAUCAUUGCCCAUUGCUGAGCCCUCCAAGGUAGAGCAGCCGGUUAGUUUCUCUGCUAAAGAUGUUCUCAGUAUCAUCAAAAACAUGAAGAGGGGUAAGUCUCCAGGCCAUGACGGGCUCAGCAUUGAGCACCUUCAGCAUGCAGGGCCCCACCUUAGCAGGGUACUGGCUAUGUUGUUUACCUUUUGCUUGCGACAUUCGUACUUACCGUCAGAUCUCAUGAAAAUUGUAGUAGUGCCGAUAGUUAAGAACCCCACGGCCGAUACCGCUGAUAAGACUAAUUAUCGACCAAUCUCCUUAGCCACGGUAAUCGCGAAGGUGUUUGAUGGGUUAUUAAAUCAAAAGCUUGAGAGCGUAUUAUUAUUGCAUGACACGCAAUUCGGUUUUCGGCGGGGGCUCUCUACUGAAAGUGCUAUAUUGGCUUUAAAGCACACUGUGCAUUAUUAUGUUAAGCGGAAAACCCCUGUAUACACGUGUUUCUUGGAUUUGUCCAAAACCUUUGAUUUAGUAUCUUAUGAAAAGCUUUGGACAAAGCUAAGAGACGCAGGAGUGUCUUCAGACGUAGUAGCCCUAUUUUCAUAUUGGUAUAGUCACCAAAGCAAUGCAGUUAGAUGGGGUAACGUAUAUUCUGAUGAAUACCUUCUUGAAUGUGGUGUUAGGCAGGGGGGUCUCACUUCACCAAGACUUUUUAAUAUUUAUGUCAAUAAGCUCGUCGAGGAGCUUAGUAGCACGCAUGUUGGUUGUCACGUAGAUAACGUUUACGUCAAUAACCUAAGUUACGCGGAUGACAUGGUGCUGCUGAGCCCCUCGAUAGGGGUAUGGGAAAAAUUAUUGCACAUAUGUGAGUCUUAUGCUGUGAAACAUGGCUUAAAAUAUACUGAGAAAAAGAGUGAAUUCAUGUUGUUUAAAGCCGACAAGAAAGGUCCGACUAUUAUACCUCCGAUCACUCUAAAUGGUACACCGUUGAGCCAUGUUUCCCAGUUUAAAUACCUAGGCCACAUAGUCACUGAAAAUUUAUGUGAUAAUGCAGAUAUUGAGAGGGAGCGCAGGGCAUUGUCGGUGCGUGGUAACAUGUUGGCACGUAGGUUCGCUCGCUGUUCAGCAGAAGUCAAAAUUACGCUGUUCAAGGCAUACUGCCAGACAUUGUAUACGGGCAGCCUGUGGGCCAGCUUUACACGCGCGGCCUAUAAUGCUCUGCGUAUCUCAUACAAUAAUGUAUUUAUGGCUCUGUUCAAGCUUCCUCGCUACUGCAGUGCCUCGGGCAUGUUUGCCGAUGCAGGAGUCGACGACUUCUAUGCGGUUAUUCGCAAAAAAAUUGGCUCAUUAGUAAGAAGAGUGAGAGAGAGCACGAACAGCGUCCUGAGGAUGGUAGGGGACCGGCUGGACUCCGUGCUGCUGGGCCGGUUUACUGAGCUGCACGUGCUGCGUUCACGUGUGUGGUGAAUCCGCCCAGCUGUAUGGGGCUCCACGCUAAUAUUUGUUAAAUUUUAUUUUAUUGUAUUGUCUUAUUGUUACUAACAUAGCAUUUAAGUCGAUUAUACUAACAUACCUAUGGACUCUGUCUGAAAAUAAAC